CACACUCGCGCGUCAGUGUCGCCUCAUCAGUUUGCUCGCGAGCUCUGCAGCGCCAGGACGCGCGGUGCGAGGGGUCCGCGCAGGCUUCCUCUCGACCCUCUCGGACUCCCGUCUUCCCGAAACGAGCUUUCAGAUGGCCGUGCCUUUUACCUUCGCUUGCACGCUUUCCUACGUGGCAUCCGUGCACACCGCGCCUCCCGCUGCUCACAGCCCACGCCGCGCAUAGCGCGCUGAUCCUGCAACAUGCCCAGGCAAAUCGGAUUCAGCGUCCUGUCCGCGACCAGUGAGGACGAAAGGCACUCGUCGCUCGAGUUGAACAUCCACGGCCCGACCGUCCGCGGAUGGCAAAGUGCGAGGAGGUGCACGUAUCCUCAGGAAAUCAUACUUCGCCUCAACAAGCCUGCUAAGCUCACCAGGAUCCAAGUGUUGGCCCACCAAUAUCUCAUUCCUGAAAAAUUAGAAAUCUGGACGUCGAGUAAGGAGCACCCAAUGUGUUUGUCCGACUUUACUUAUCUAGGUUACAUCACAUUAUCGGAUAAUGGCUCAACUCUGUACAAGAGCAGAGAACUGAAGAGCGUCGCUCUUCCAGAAACUGACGCACAUUCGAUUAAGCUAAGGCUCUUCAAGCCGCACUGCAACGCUCACAAUGUCUAUGACCAGGUUGGCCUCAUUGCCGUGAACAUUCUCGGAGAAGCAUGCGGUCAACAGGCGAGUGGCCAAGGCGAAGCUUCGUACAAUCCGCAUUAUCUUUCGCCGUACGACGAUCUGUCCUUCGACAUGUACGUCGAUAGGGAAGUCGCCAAAAUCAUCAGGCAAAUGGAAUUGAAAAAGCUGGCUGCUGUCGAAGAUGAACGUUUCGAAUACGCGUCGAAGUUGAAAAUAGCCAUGGAAAGCUUGAGGAAGGCGGGAGAGCGUUUGGGAAAACUGGAAUUGGAGAAAAAAUACGCGAUAGCUCUCGAGGAUUACGACAAGGCGAAGACGAAAAAGAUUCAAGCCGAUGAAUUUCGGCAGCAAGUUUAUGACAGUUUGGAAAUCGAGGAUCUGCUCGAAGUGGACGGGCCGCUCGAGAAGAAUAAUAUGCUAGCUUUUGAAGAAAAGGAAGAUGCCUAUGCAGAUGCUGUAGCUUCUGUAUCCGUGAGAAUUCGAGAAGAGGUGGACUGCCAUAAAAGAUUGUCAGUUCCAUCGAGCCGCGAAGGUGCCUUGUCCCCAACCGGACCUGCGAAUCAACAGCCAAUUUCGCCUCUGCAUCAAAAGCCCAACAGUCCUGAAAUAACCGACAGCCCUCCGAACGGACUUUCGGACCGUCAAAACAUAUACAAAGGAUCUCUCAGAAGAAAAAUAAAAUCUGCGGGGCCAACUCUCAGAACAAGCUAUGAAGCUUACGAGGAAAGAACGAUUCCUGCUUUGAGACACUCUCACACGAACGAGUUUACCAGAGAAUGCCAUACGGAUAAUGCCGAAGUUAAGCUCCCAUCAAAAUUAAACGACAGAGAAAAGAAGCAAGCUGCCUUGCCGAUAGCAGUUUUUGGAAUGGAACUGGUGGAAAAGUUUUAUUCAAAGCAGUUCACGGAUAAAGAAGAGGGACUGAUCAAAUUAAAAGAAGAACUCCGAUCGUUCGAUCCAGACGUAUCAAAACAUUCGGCAAACAAAACGGCUAGAGCAGCCAUUUUAUUGCUACAUAGAGCCCUUAGAGAUAAAGUCUUUAGUGUUUAUAGUUUAGCGGCAGAGCUCAUAAGAAUAUUUUUCUCAGAGUUUUCUAGUGAAAGAGUAUCUUUGACGGAGCUUGCGAGGAGCGUAGAAAAGAUACUUCCUGAACUUUUGACGAAGUCAGGUGAUACGACACCUAGAAUGCACAACUUGGCCGUGCACACUAUCCUCAGUAUGGCUGAUUGCAAAUGCGUUAGAGACCUCCACAUUAUACCAGUUCAUCUUACGAGACCAGUUAGCAGUAGCACGCAUCAAAGGCUAGCGCUCAGCAGGCUUGAAAUGGUCGAACAACUGAUUCUCAAUCACGGGAUCUCAAUGGACAAACAGAGUGGUCUGACAUGUCGGACCUUAUCUGAAUUGGGUUGUUCCGGAUUGCAUCACCCUGCAGAAGCAGUGAGAAAAGUUUCUGAACGAAUUUUAGUGCUAAUAUACAGGGUAAACCCAAGACUAGUUCGUAAACAGCUGCCGCCUGAUGAUGACGUAACCAGGAGAAAUUUGUUGUAUCGUCAAUUAUUUCACGAAUUUGAUCUCAUCGAUUUCGAGCGAGGAAAAAAAGUGGAAGUUGGUAAAAAGACAACACCAACGCGAACGAGAUCAAUCGACAGGAAUGUUGCAAAUACAGCCAAGAGUCCACCUCACGCUAGUCCACCAGUCAGCGUUCGAAGCUCUGCGAGUGUUACUUCGCAAUCCGAUACAAGUACAGAAGAGAAAUCGGAGAAAACGUGCAUUUUCUGCUUAUCGAAGGGGCAAGUUUUUACGGAGGAGGAUUUAAGUGAUCAUUAUUGGGGGAGCUGUCCAAUGCUGACCAAAUGUGAAGCUUGUAAACAAGUGGUAGAAAUUUCAUACUUGAAUUCUCAUUUAUUAUGUGAAUGCGAUCAUAGAAAUAAUUACGUUAAGUGUAGCACUUGCAAACAGGCUGUACUCGAGAAAAAAUUCACUGAACACACAGGGGAUAACGUAUGCACAAAGCCCAUAGAAGGAUGCGACCGAUGUCCACUUUGUCAAGCAUACAUUAAUAAAAAUAAAUGGAGAGAACAUUUAAUGGGUGAUCAUCCAUGCGUAAAAAAUUCAAGAGUCACGCUGCAAAAGACUUGUUCAAAAUCGCCUUCCAAAUCACAAGAUAUUGGCAGUAAGAUGACAUCUCCAACGGGUAGAGAUUAUUAACUAAGGCAAUCGAGAGCAACGAAAUGUAAAAAAUAUUUUUAGCCUAAGAGUUUUGUUUAAUAUUUUUAUCGAUUUGUUAGUUCAGUCUUUUUGAAUAUUUGUAUACACAUAUUUUUAAAUAAUAGAAUAAGUAAAGUAGAAUAAGAAAUCCCGUCCUUCGAAAAAAGAAUGCAAGUUCUCAUUGUAAAUUAUACAUGCAAAAUGAGAGCUUUGUUUCUUACGUCGUAUAGUUAAAAAAAGUUGACAAUUUCCUUAUUAGCCGUAUGCGCGAUUCGUGAUAAAGCAUAUUAUUGCUGGUACUACUAUUCCAAUUGUCUUUUUUAAAAUCAUAUAUAUCCAUACGUCCUUUUGAUCCGGCCAGAUUUAUAUAUCUUCAAGAGUGUGAUGUUCGGAUAGUAAAAAAUAAGUUUGAAUUUAUUGAUUAUUUUGUUUGAAUGUUGUGUUGAUAUUAAUAAUGUAAAAUAUACUGCAAUUCAAUUAAUCUGAGAAAAUAAAAUAAAGAGUUUUUAUACAAGAA
This is a messenger RNA of Nasonia vitripennis (jewel wasp), 3388 nucleotides long. Its product is annotated as centrosomal protein of 104 kDa. Lineage: Eukaryota; Metazoa; Arthropoda; Insecta; Hymenoptera; Pteromalidae. The transcript has 16 exons. The record is from RefSeq and is a predicted model, not a curated record. Bases 244 to 2871 code for a protein of 875 amino acids. Gene Ontology annotation, cellular component: cilium.